Durusdinium trenchii is the source of this 2379-nucleotide messenger RNA. Lineage: Eukaryota; Dinophyceae; Suessiales; Symbiodiniaceae. The record is from the annotation of a GenBank genome assembly.
AUGUCGUCACCGCACAGCACACUUAGCAGUCGUUUGCGUAUAGCUUGGAUCGCAGAUCCCAAAAAGUUUGGUACAAAGCCUGGAUAUCCAAAGCCCAGCCUGCGGGAUCGUUUGCAGCGCGAGGGUGGCUUCUCCUUUGUCCGCCUUACGGCUGCGGAAGUCAAGAAGGGAGCGCUGCAGACGGGAAAUUAUGACAUCUUCAUUGUCCCUGGUGGCUAUGCUCCAAACUAUGCAGAUGCCUUGGGUGAACUGGGAGGAGAGAGAAUACGCAGCUUUGUGAAGGCUGGCGGUGGAUAUGUUGGAAUUUGCGCUGGUGCAUAUUUGGGUACUUCGUGGGGAUACGACCUACUGCCAGUCAACGUUCUGGACAUAGACCACUGGGAUCGUGGCAAGACCGCCGACUGCCGUUUGAGACCAACGGCAGCAGGCAAAAAGAUCGCAGGCUCACUACAAGAAGAGUUUGCUGCCCCCUACGCCAACGGACCUUUGUUGGAAAUUUUGGAUUCUGCCGUUGACUCUUUGGUGGAUUUCCAGUCUCAGCUUUGCGGGAAAAAGGGCACUUACCCAAAACUCAUGCAAGGCUCACCAGCGGUUGUGGCAGGUCCACAUGGAAAGGGUCGAGUCUUGCUCAUUUCGCCGCACAUUGAAGGAAACCCUGCGCUUGGAGAUGCAUUCAGGAGCUUUGUCAAAUGGACGGCUGGAGGCCUCUCUGCAAUGUGCGAAGCUCCAGUACCUGAAAGUUUGAAGCCGCAAGAGACUGAGGGCCCCCAGGGUGGUAUGCAAGAAAACGAAGCCAAGAACGACAAACCGCUGAACCAGUCGGUGCUGGAGGCCUCGUCCAUAACGGAGGCAGACGUGACUCAGAUUUUCCAGAAAUUUGAUUUGAACAAGGAUGGGAAACUGGAUUUUGCGGAGCUGGAGAUGCUGCUGACUUCCUUGCAAGGCUCAGAUGCACUGAGUGCUGAAAUUGCAGGAUUGCUAGAACAGAUUCAGCAGAAGGAAUCCGGGGGCAUUCAGUACGAGGAGUUCAUUGCGUGGGCGUUUGGUGCACCAUGUCUGGUGAACCAUGAUGUUUGCCUCGAGACAGACGGUGAAGAAGACGCAGUCAUGGACAAACCCUCAAUGAUCCGCAUGCAGAGCUCAGCACAAUAUGGAACUUCAACGCCAGAUUCGCAGGAGGCUCAACCAGCUCAACCUCCCGUUCUGAUGCGGACCUGCAGUGAUGGAUGCUCGGGGAAGCAGCAGGUCGUUUCGCCUGAGAAGCUUGAGGCUUCCGUCGUAGCAAUCCAACGUGCAGCACGUGCUAUGAAGAGUUCCGAGACUGAGAAAGACACGCAAAACUCUAGUGGAUCCAAGGAAUGCAAAGAAGAAGUCCCUCAAGUACCAGUGGCAAAGACAAAAGCAGGCGCGAAAGCAAAAGCAUCGGCCUUGCAUCCUCCAGCGCCCAUCUUGCAGCGAGGUGGUUUAGAUUUUGUGUGUUGCCUUGGAGGCCCUAUAUUGAUAACUGCACCGCAUUCGAUGAAAAUUGUCCGUGGUGGUGGCGGCACGCUUGAACGAACUCGGAAUCACAAGCGGGAAAGAUGGACUGCAGAGAUUUCCAUGCUUGUGGCUCGAGAACUUUACCUGGCUGGUUUGCCCGCCUCUGUCAUGGUGUGGAACCGUAUUGCUGGCCCUGGAAGAGGUCGUUUGGAUCCCAACUAUUUGUUGCGUUCACAAUUUAAUCUCUCACCAUGGCAUAGAGCACUUCAUAAAUGGGCAACAAAGAUUGGAGGAGGAGGACCGGCAACAGAUGCAGGAAUUCCUUUGCUGCAUGUGGACCUGCAUGGCAAAGUGUCUGAGAAGCUUCACCUGGAUUUAGGCGCUGCUCCUCUGGAGGAAGUGUGGCCAGAGCAGGACCAAAGUGUUGUCCGUGCUUUGAAAUUCAAUUUUUGCAAGAAGCUUGAUAAGGCGUUGGCUGACUGCCGUGUUUUAUCCCAGAAGGGAAAGCAAAUCAAGGUUGAAGCUGACCCUGCCUUGCAUGGAUUCUGGGGCGCUGACACAGUGACAACGAUCUCUCACCAAUCUGUAUUGCUCGGAAUUCCAGCAGUGCAAUUUGAGAUGCCUCCACGAUUGCGAGAGCAGCUCGUGACAAACCCAGAGCUUUCAAAACGCUUUGCAGCAGCAAUUCAAGAGGUUUAUUUUGAAGUGGUCACACCAUGGUGGUUAGCACGCUGCAGAUCAACAACCCCGUGGCCACGCCUUGACCCCAUCGACACCUCUGCCGAAGUGGAAGAGACUUUGCCACCAUACGGUUUGGAAGACUUUGCCCGAUGGUCUGAACAGAUGGUCGGCGAAUUCCUUCAGAUCGAGAAGAGCUUGACAUCUGAAGCGCAGAUCUGA